Molecule: messenger RNA, 2347 nt
Organism: Hypomesus transpacificus
Lineage: Eukaryota; Metazoa; Chordata; Actinopteri; Osmeriformes; Osmeridae
Product: UDP-glucuronosyltransferase 2A3-like
Exons: 2
Coding region: 277-1878 (533 amino acids)
Molecular function (GO): UDP-glycosyltransferase activity
Source: RefSeq, a predicted model, not a curated record
GGGGCUGUGGAAGUAGAGAGGGGAGAGAGUCUAACAAGAGGUUUGGAUUACCACCCUGCCUCCUGUCUCUUUCUCUGUAACACGCAGACACACAUAGCCACACAUCUGCAGUCAAUUUGAACAUAACGUUUACUCUAAAUAGCCUCUCCCAGAUUAUGCAACAAAAAGACUAACACUUGGAUUUGGAGUUUGGACUCUACUUCUUCAAUAACUGGACUCUAGGAAACCACAGUGGGUUCAACGUUUGUUGCUGCACAGGGAUUUGAGAGUUGGAAUAUGAAGUAUCUUCCUCUAACCUGUGUGGUCUUGGCUGUGACCUUUGCUUUUCUGGGAGGUCCUGGAGCUCAUGGAGGUGAGAUACUGGUCUUCCCUGUGGAGGGUAGCCACUGGGUCAACAUGAAACUGCUGAUUGAGGGGCUUCACGCCAGGGGUCACAAGGUCACAGUGAUCCGCACAUCCAAUAGCUGGUACAUCAAGGAGGACUCACCACAUUAUAGUUCCAUCACCAUCACCAUGCCAGAAGCGAUGAGCAUUGAGAAGCAAGAUUUCUUUGUGACCUUCCUGGUUAGGAUGUUAGAGAUCCAGAAGGAAGGAGCAUCAGUGAUGGCGUUCUUAUCCUUCUACUCUGAGAUGUUAACUGCAUUGUCAAAGAUGCACGAGGAAGCUAGCCAGUUGGUGGUGCAGAUGUUUGAAAACAAAGAUCUGAUGCAGAGUCUUCGGGAUACCCAGUAUGAUAUGGUUCUUUUGGACCCUGGUUUACCUGUCGGGGUACUAGUGGCCCAUGAGCUCAAGCUGCCCACUGUCUUUAAUGUGAGGUGGAUCACUAGUGGGGAGGGACAUUUUGUGGUGGCCCCCUCACCAGUAUCCUACGUGCCCACCUCGGGAUGUGCAGUCCCAGAUAAAAUGACUUUCAGCCAGAGGGCUAAGAACAUGUUCCACUACUUCCUAAACAUGUACAUCGAUAGUUUUGUGGUUAGUCCUCAUUAUGAUAGGCUGGUAGAGAAGUACUUUGAGCCUGGAACUAACUUCUACCAUCUUCUGCAAGGCACAGACAUCUGGCUCAUGAGGGUAGACUUUGUCUUUGAGUUUCCCAGGCCUACAAUGCCUAACAUAGUGUACAUUGGUGGCUUUCAGUGCAAGGACUCCAAACCUCUACCAAAGGAGCUUGAGGAGUUUGUGCAGAGCUCAGGUGAGCAUGGGGUUGUCUUAAUGUCCCUGGGAACACUAGUUCAAGGCUUGCCUUUGGAAAUAACCAAUGAGAUUGCUGCAGCUUUUGCCCAGCUUCCUCAGAAGGUCAUAUGGAGGUAUCAAGGUGAGCGACCAACAACAUUAGGUAACAACACCAUGUUAAUGAAGUGGAUUCCCCAAAACGAUCUUCUGGGCCAUCCAAAGGUCAAGGUCUUUGUGGCCCACGGUGGAACCAAUGGGGUCUAUGAAUCCAUGUAUCAUGGAGUACCAAUUGUAGGCUUGCCACUUAUGUUUGACCAGUUUGAAAAUCUCUUAAGAAUGGAGACACGGGGUGCUGCUAAGGUGCUAGAAGUCACUAAGCUCACGAGCCAGAACUUUCUAGAAGCUAUUCAAGAUGUCCUACAUGACCCCUCCUACAAGAACAACAUGCAACGACUUUCUAGUCUUCAUCGGGAUAAACCUAUGCAUCCUUUAGACACUGCCCUCUAUUGGAUUGAAUAUGUCAUAAGGCAUAAAGGAGCUGCCCAUUUGCGUACAGAGUCCUAUAAGAUGCCUUGGUACUCAUAUCAUUCCCUUGAUGUGAUCAGUUUCCUACUGGCUAUUUUGUUUCUGUUGGCAACCCUUACAGUGGGAUCUAUCCGCUUUUUUUGUUUCAAAUCAUGCAGGAAACUGAAAACUAAAAAAGAUUAAGAAUAGAUAUUUUUUUAACACUACUAAAUCGUCCUCAAUAGAUGUGGUAGAAUAGUUUAUUAAUACAUUUUUGAUGGGUCAUGACAUGAGGCAAUUUAGUUGGAUAGUUCUAACUUCUUGUAAAUGAAUUACACUUGACUUCAAAUACAUAAAUGCUUUAUUGCAUUAUAAGUGUUUAAAAUAUAAUUGUAGUGACUGUGUUUAUUAAAUUACAUUCUAUUAAGCUACUGUAUGUCAAUAAUCCUCCCUCCCCAUGUGUCCUCAGUCGAACCAUGUUGACAUGUAGGGCUCACCGUUGUUUUAUUGACUAGUACAGCAAAAGUUACUAUAAACUACUGAACUAAACAAUGACUGGGUCACUGUCAUGGCUGUGAGGUUAAAUAAAAUACAAUUCAGCAAUUAUAAUUAUUAAUUGCUCUCUGAAUUGACAAGACUUGUUAUACCGUAGGUCUGCUUGUUUGUAAGAAAA